Messenger RNA from Cylicocyclus nassatus, 760 nucleotides. The record is from the annotation of a GenBank genome assembly. Lineage: Eukaryota; Metazoa; Nematoda; Chromadorea; Rhabditida; Strongylidae.
AUGGCGAGAGAAUCCUCAAAGGGUUAUGGGUUCUGGCAUGGAAUAGACGAGGAGGUGUUCGAUGGACUUCGCUUUGCAGUAGCCACAAGGAAACAUGCUGAAGAUAUCAAAAAAUUCAUGUCCUCUGAAUUCGGCACUCAUGAACCAAUAACAAGCUCUUUAGCUGCAACGCCAGCUGAAUUACGUGAUUUCUUUCACGAUUUAGCUGAGUCUGGAUACUCACAUGAGAAAUAUUCUACUGUUGUGUACGAUGAUAAAAGGCUAAUUGCCGCUAUAUUAUGCUCUGUAAGCCAAUGCGAGGAUGUAGUCAAAAGUCCUCCAAUCAAUCUAGAAACACACGAUUUUGCCGAAGAUAUCGCUCAAGGCCCAUACAAGCAACACAAAGCGAAUCAAUUGGUUACAUUUGUUACUGCUUUGCAGCAAAAACAGGACCUUUUGUUUGGAAGCGGAAGCAAAGUGUUCAAACUCGACAUAUGCGCCGUUAACAUCGAUUACAGAGGGCAGGGUUUAUGUAAGGAGCUAGUUCGGCGAGCAGUUGAGACAGCAAAGACUGCGGAAUGCGAUUGGGUAGCAGUUGCUGCUACUGCAUCUGCCUCUCAAGGGCUUUUAUCACGGUUAGGUUUUGAAACUCUCUACGAAAUUCCCUACACGAUGUUUCGUGAAAAUGGAGUCGCUGUUUUUCAAAAUCUGCAUGAUGGAUGUGAAAGUGGCAAAUUUAUGGCAUUACGCGUGACCUAGUAAAUGAAUAAAUGUUCUGUAG